AUCGUGCUGCUCUUUAUUCACAGCAUGUGGACACGUUCUGGGCUGUUCAUCAAGAAUAGUGACCAUGAAGACACAGUAUUUUACCCAAUGUUACACGCUACAAUCCCACUGCUUUCAAAUGACAACACAUUAUAAUUAUAUAUAUUUCUUCUCUUCCACAACAUGUGCAGACAUGGCUUCUGCAAACUAUGGUCCAUCUGAAGAUCAGUUCCUGUGCCCCAUCUGUCUGGAUGUGUUCACUGAUCCAGUCACCACACCAUGUGGACACAACUUCUGCAUGAACUGCAUCAAUGAACACUGGAAGACCAGAGACCAGAACCGGUGUCCAAUAUGUAAGAAGGACUUCACCACCAGACCUGUUUUGAGGGUCAACACCAUCACUGACUUGAUUGUUCAGUUCAGACAGUCCACUCAGCAGAAAGCCAGCAGCAGCAGCUCAGAGCAACAAGAGUCCAAACCAGGAGAAGUUCCCUGUGAUGUCUGCACUGGAACCAAAGUGAAGGCCCUCAAGUCCUGCCUGGUGUGUCUGGUCUCCUACUGUGAGACUCACCUGGAGCCUCAUCUGACAGCUUCACGCCUGAAGAGACAUCAGCUGAUGGACCCUGUGGAGAACCUGGAAGGCAGGAUGUGUACGAAGCACUUGAAUCCUCUGGAGCUGUUCUGUAAGAGCGACCAGACGUGUGUUUGCAUGCUCUGCACUGUUUUAGACCACAAGAACCAUGAUGUUGUUCCUCUGGAAGAAGAAUAUGAAGAAAAGAAGGUUGAGCUGAAGAAGACAGAAUCUGAAAUCCAGCAGAUGAUCCAGAAGAGAAGAGUGAAGAUUCAGGAGAUCAAACAGUCGGUGGACCUCAGUGAGGAAGAUGCAGGCAGAGAGAAAGCAGAAGGUGUUCAGGUCUUCACUGAUCUGAUGAAGUCUGUUAGAAGAGGCUUGAAGGAGCUCCUCAAAACAAUAGAAGAGAAGCAGGAAACCACAAAGAAACAGGCUGAAGCGUUCAUCAGAGAGCUGGACCAGGAAAUCUCUGAGCUGAUGAAGAGGAGCGCUGAGGUGGAGCAGCUCUCUCGCUCUGAAGACCACCUCCAUCUUCUCCAGUCCUUAAACAUCCAUCAGCCACCACCCACCAAGGACUGGACAGAGGUCAGUGUUUGUCCUUCAUAUGAGGGGAUUGUGGUGAAAGCUGUGUCUCAGCUGAAGGAGACACUCAGUGAAAAGAUGAAGAAGGUGCUUGAAGCUGAGCUGAAGAGGGUCCAGAUGUUUGCAGUGGAUGUGACUCUUGAUCCUGAAACAGCUCAUCCUUAUCUCAUCCUGUCUGAUGAUGGGAAACAAGUGAAACUUGGUGAUGUUUGGAAGAAUCUCCCAAACAACCCAGAGAGAUUUUCUCAUUGUUCCUGUGUUAUAACAAAGCAGAGUUUCUCUUCAGGCAGAUUCUACUUUGAGGUUCAGGUUGAAGGAAAGACUGAGUGGUUUUUAGGAGUGAUCAGAGAGUCUGUCAACAGGAAGGGAAACAUCUCAUUGAGUCCUCAGAAUGGUUACUGGAUCAUACGUUUGAUAAAUGGAAAUGAAUACACAGCUCUUGAUGAUCCUCCAGUUGAUCUCUCUGUGAAGUCUGGUCUUCAGAAGGUGGGGGUGUUCGUGGACUAUGAGGAGGGUGUGGUCUCCUUUUAUGACUUAGAAGCUGCAGCUCUCAUCUACUCCUUCACUGGCUGCUCCUUCACUGAGAAACUCUUCCCCUACUUUAAUCCUGGUCCUUAUAACGGUGGAAGAAACGCUGCUCCUCUGAUCAUUUCUCCAGUCAAACGCUGCUGGGGGUUGGCGCCCAUGAGAGAAUGAGAAGACGUUGCCACUUCACUACAAGGACGACUCGAGGAAAAACGAAGCGUCGACUAAACUCAGCGAAGAAGAGUUACAGUGAAGACCAGAUCCUCCUCGUGGCAGCAGCACGUCUGAGCUUCACAUUAGAAGAAGCACUGACACAUUCCUACUGUGUCUUUAUAUGAUAAAAUGUAAAUGGGAAACAGUAUUUAAUGUUAAUUGGUGAUCACUUUGGUCAUUUUUAAACCAAUCGUUGACCUUGUGG
This is a messenger RNA of Pungitius pungitius (ninespine stickleback), 2075 nucleotides long. Its product is annotated as zinc finger protein RFP-like. Lineage: Eukaryota; Metazoa; Chordata; Actinopteri; Perciformes; Gasterosteidae. The record is from RefSeq and is a predicted model, not a curated record. Gene Ontology annotation, molecular function: zinc ion binding; protein binding. The transcript is spliced from 2 exons. Bases 65 to 1828 code for a protein of 587 amino acids.